AUGUGGCCAUCGUCCACGUCCGAUGGCUGGUCCGCCCUCUCCUCGCUCACCGACGCUGCAGCCAAGGCGGCCAAGUCAGCGCAGGACGCGCUGCCCGUCGACCUAAACGAUCUCAACUCCGUUGCGGAUGCUGCGCGCGCGGCGGCAGCCAAGCAGGCCGCGGCGCUGCAGGAGGCGGCGGAGCAGGCGGCGGAGCAGGCGGCUGCCGUGACGCAUGCGGCGGCAGCACAGGCUGAAUCGCUGUCGCGGCAGGCGGUGAACGCAGCCGGUGCUCUCGAGGCGGAUGUCCUCUUCCCGGGCGAUCCGCCGCCACCGCGCGAGCUUCCUGACGAGCCCGACAUGGAGGAGCGGCUUGGGGUGCUCGCGGCCGCCAGGGCGGAGGCGGAGGCGCUGCGGGCGGAGGUUGGCGCGCUUCGGCAGGCAGCAGCAGCUCCGCCCAGCUCGCCCAACGAUGAGGCGGCAGAGGAGGCUGCGCGGGCGGAGCGCGCCCUCUGUGCCAAGGCGCAGGACGAGGCGGCGGCCGCUGUGGAGCGCGCCGACGCCUCCGCCAGCGCGGCGAAGAAGCUCGCCGAGGCGGGGGCGAGCCUGGGUGCGGCGGAGGAGGCGCUGCGCCGCACCCACGAGGCGGAGGAGAAGGACGCGCUGCUCGCGAGAGAAGAGGCGCAGCGGGCGGAGCACGAGGCGGCGCUCGAGGCGGCGCGGGCCGAAGGCAGAGCGCUCGCGCAGCUGGCGCAGACCGUCGCGGAGCGGGAUGCGGCGCUGAGGGAGCGAGAUGCCGCGCGAGCCGCGGUCGCCGCCGACCGCGCGCAGCUCGAGGAGGCUGCGGCGGCGAGGGGGCGCCACUCGCAAGAGGAGGCAGAGGCCCUCCGCACAGAGCUGGGCGCUUUGAAGGCGGCGGCGGCGCACGAGGUGGCGGCCGCCGCCGCCACCGCCUCCGCUGCCACGGCCGAGGCCGUCGAGGAGGCGGCCGCCACUGCCGCCGCCGCAGGCGAGGAGGAGCGCGCGCGGCUCGAGAUCGCCCUCGAGGAGGCAAAGGGCGAGCUCGCCGCGGCGGUCGAGCAGCUGGCGGCGGACCGGGAUGCGGCGGCCGCCGAUCGCGCGGCGGCGGUGCGCGGUGCGGAGGAGGCGCACGCGGCGCGCGCGGCGGCGUACGAGGCGCGGAUGCAGGAGCUCGAGCGGAGGCUAGCCGAGUCGCAGGCGGGGCGGGGCGGCGCCGCCAAGCUGACGCCGAUGCGAGACAAGCUGCUCGAGCUGAAGAGGCAGUCCGUCGCGAUGCUGGACGAGCGCGAGGCGGAGCUCAGCCGGUUGCGCGCGUCGGCGCGCAGCGGGGCGAGGGAGGCGCGCGAGGCGCUACGCGUGUGGCGGGAGACGGACGCUGGCGGCCUUGAGCACCUCAAGCAGGUGGUAUGCAAAUACAUUUCGAUGGACGAGACCGAGUCGGAGGCGGUGUUCCAGGUGAUCGCCGCGCUCCUCGGCCUCUCACCCCAGGAGCACAACGAGCUGCAGAAAGCGCGGGCCCGCAAGAUGUCCAAGGGCUCGUUCCUCUUUUGA
Messenger RNA from Emiliania huxleyi CCMP1516, 1551 nucleotides. RefSeq lists its product as hypothetical. The record is from RefSeq and is a predicted model, not a curated record. NCBI's taxonomy places the organism in Eukaryota, Haptophyta, Isochrysidales, Noelaerhabdaceae. The transcript has 11 exons. The coding region runs from base 1 to 1551 and encodes 516 amino acids.